Penicillium macrosclerotiorum is the source of this 183-nucleotide messenger RNA. RefSeq lists its product as uncharacterized. The record is from RefSeq and is a predicted model, not a curated record. The transcript has a single exon. Lineage: Eukaryota; Fungi; Ascomycota; Eurotiomycetes; Eurotiales; Aspergillaceae. The coding region runs from base 1 to 183 and encodes 60 amino acids.
AUGAAUGGCCAGGUUCAAGACAUCGGCUACGACUCCGGAGUCAACAUCGGCGAAUCUCAAGGCCAAGAAGAGACGGUGCCUUGGUGGUUCCCCGGCCACGGCGCUACGACGCUGACAAUACCCCUGAAUAGCCUCAAGAACAGGGUCUCGCCAAGCCUUGUCCUAAAUAUGGACCCCAUCUGA